Molecule: messenger RNA, 4675 nt
Organism: Drosophila suzukii
Lineage: Eukaryota; Metazoa; Arthropoda; Insecta; Diptera; Drosophilidae
Gene: ninaC
Product: STKc_myosinIII_N_like and MYSc_Myo21 domain-containing protein ninaC
Biological process (GO): peptidyl-serine phosphorylation; regulation of actin filament length
Cellular component (GO): myosin complex
Molecular function (GO): protein serine/threonine kinase activity; protein tyrosine kinase activity; microfilament motor activity
Source: RefSeq, a predicted model, not a curated record
CCAUCAUUUAGUUGGCUUACGGCAGCGGUACGUGCUGCAUGCGUGCGGUCGGUUCGAAAGUUCAAAUAAAUACUUCCCCAAAGAAAGACAUCAGCAGGAAAAGUGUGCCACUCCGAAACGGAAAAGGAAUAUUCUUCGAACGUUCAGGAUAGUCCUCUAAGUCAGGAUGUAUUUACCGUACACGCAAUUGCCGGAUCCUACGGAUAAGUUCGAGAUCUACGAGGAGAUAGCCCAGGGUGUUAAUGCCAAGGUUUUCCGGGCCAAGGAGCUGGACAACGACCGGAUUGUGGCCCUGAAGAUCCAGCACUACGAUGAGGAACACCAGGUGUCGAUCGAGGAGGAGUACCGCACUCUGCGGGACUACUGUGACCAUCCCAAUCUUCCCGAAUUCUAUGGGGUGUACAAGUUGUCGAAGCCAAACGGACCCGAUGAGAUCUGGUUCGUCAUGGAGUACUGCUCGGGAGGAACUGCAGUGGAUAUGGUGAAUAAGCUCCUGAAACUAGAUCGUCGCAUGCGAGAGGAGCACAUUGCCUAUAUCAUCCGGGAGACUUGCCGUGCAGCCAUCGAAUUAAACCGUAAUCAUGUCCUGCAUCGGGACAUCCGAGGAGACAACAUCUUGCUAACCAAGAAUGGACGCGUGAAGCUCUGCGAUUUUGGGUUGUCCCGUCAGGUGGAUUCCACCCUGGGAAAGCGGGGAACCUGCAUAGGCUCGCCCUGUUGGAUGGCUCCCGAAGUGGUGUCCGCUAUGGAGUCCCGGGAACCAGAUAUCACCGUUCGAGCCGAUGUCUGGGCUUUGGGUAUCACCACCAUCGAGCUGGCCGAUGGAAAGCCACCAUUCGCCGACAUGCAUCCCACUAGGGCCAUGUUCCAGAUUAUUCGCAAUCCACCCCCGACCUUAAUGCGACCCACCAAUUGGUCGCAGCAGAUCAAUGAUUUCAUCUCCGAGAGUCUGGAGAAGAAUGCCGAGAAUCGUCCCAUGAUGGUUGAGAUGGUGGAGCAUCCAUUUCUUACGGAACUCAUUGAGAACGAGGACGAGAUGCGUUCGGACAUCGCGGAGAUGCUGGAACUCUCCAGUGACGUCAAGACUUUGUACAAGGAGCCUGAAUUGUUUGUGGACCGCGGCUAUGUCAAGAGGUUCGAUGAGAAACCGGAGAGGAUGUACCCGGAGGACUUGGCUGCCCUGGAAAAUCCUGUGGAUGAGAGCAUUAUUGAAUCACUGCGUCACCGAAUUAUGACGGGUGGAUCAUACAGUUUCAUUGGAGAUAUCUUGUUGUCGUUGAAUUCCAAUGAAAUCAAAGAGGAAUUUCCCCCUGAGUUCCAUGCCAAGUACCGCUUCAAGUCGCGAUCGGAGAAUCAGCCGCAUAUUUUCUCGGUGGCUGAUAUCGCCUACCAGGACAUGCUGCAUCAUCGGGAGCCACAGCACAUUGUGCUCUCCGGGGAAAGUUACUCGGGCAAGUCGACCAAUGCCCGACUGCUGAUCAAGCACCUGUGCUACCUGGGCGCAGGAAAUCGAGGAGCCACUGGACGGGUGGAGAGCUCUAUCAAGGCCAUCCUGAUGUUGGUAAAUGCAGGCACUCCUGUGAACAACGACUCCACCAGGUGUGUUCUACAAUAUUGUUUGACCUUCGGUAAAACCGGCAAGAUGAGUGGAGCCGUAUUCAAUAUGUAUAUGCUGGAGAAGUUGCGAGUGGCCACUACGGAUGGCACCCAGCACAACUUCCAUAUUUUCUACUACUUCUACGACUUUAUCAAUCAGCAGAAUCAGCUCAAGGAAUACAAUCUCAAGGCUGAUCGUAAUUAUCGCUAUCUGCGAGUUCCGCCAGAGGUUCCCCCAACAAAGUUAAAAUAUCGUCGUGAUGAUCCCGAGGGAAAUGUGGAGAAAUUCAAGGAGUUUGAGAAUAUACUAAGGGAUAUUGAUUUUAAUCACAAACAAUUGGAGACCGUUCGUAAGGUCCUGUCGGCCAUUUUGAAUAUUGGCAAUAUCCGUUUCCGGCCAAAUGGAAAGUUUGCGGAAGUGGAGAACACCGACAUCGUGUCGCGGAUUGCAGAGCUUUUGCGGGUGGAUGAAAAGAAAUUUAUGUGGUCUCUGACCAAUUUCAUUAUGGUCAAGGGUGGCAUCGCCGAGAGACGUCAAUAUAGCACUGAUGAAGCUCGAGAUGCCCGCGAUGCGGUGGCCAGCACGCUGUACUCCCGAUUGGUGGACUUCAUCAUCAACAGGAUCAACAUGAACAUGUCCUUCCCACGGGCUGUGUUUGGUGACACCAAUGCCAUUAUUAUCCAUGACAUGUUUGGCUUUGAGUGCUUCAAUAGGAACGGUCUUGAGCAACUGAUGAUCAACACUCUGAACGAACAGAUGCAAUACCAUUACAACCAGCGCAUUUUUAUCAGCGAAAUGCUGGAAAUGGAGGCUGAGGAUAUCGAUACCGUUAACCUGAAUUUCUACGACAACAAGACCGCUCUGGAUAAUUUGCUAACCAAACCGGAUGGCUUGUUCUAUAUCAUUGAUGAUGCCUCACGUUCUUGCCAAGAUCAGGAUUUGAUUAUGGAUCGUGUUUCGGAAAAGCACAGCCAGUUUGUGAAGAAGCACACUGCCACAGAGAUAUCCGUGGCCCAUUACACGGGUCGCAUCAUUUACGAUACGCGGGCCUUCACCGACAUUAACCGGGACUUCGUACCGCCGGAAAUGAUCGAGACCUUCCGCUCCUCGCUGGAUGAGAGCAUCAUGCUCAUGUUCACCAAUCAACUGACCAAGGCUGGCAAUCUCACGAUGCCCUUUGAGGCCAUUCAGCAUAAGGAUGAAACCGAACGGAAGUCCUACGCUUUAAAUACACUGAGUGCCGGCUGCAUCUCCCAGGUGAAUAAUCUCCGAACCCUGGCGGCCAACUUCCGCUUCACCUGCCUGACCCUGCUCAAAAUGCUCAGCCAGAAUACAAAUCUCGGCGUGCACUUUGUCCGCUGUAUUCGCGCUGAUCUGGAAUACAAACCCAGAGCUUUCCACUCGGAUGUCGUCCAACAGCAGAUGAAGGCCUUGGGAGUCUUGGACACUGUCAUUGCCCGGCAGAAAGGCUAUAGCUCACGGCUGCCGUUUGAGGAGUUCCUGAGAAGAUAUCAAUUCCUUGCCUUUGACUUUGAUGAGCCUGUGGAAAUGACCAAGGAUAAUUGUCGUCUUUUGUUCUUGCGUCUCAAGAUGGAGGGCUGGUCCUUGGGAAAGUCUAAGGUAUUUUUGCGGUACUAUAACGAUGAGUUCUUGGCCAGGUCGUACGAGGUGCAGGUAAAGAAGGUCAUCAAGGUGCAAUCCAUGAUGCGGGCUUUGCUAGCUCGAAAACGCGUCAAGGGCGGCAAGGUGUUUAAAUUGGGCAAAAAGGGACCGGAGCAUCAGGAUGUGGCCGCGUCCAAAAUUCAAAAAGCCUAUAGGGGAUUCCGCGACCGGGUUCGCCUCCCUCCGUUGGUCAACGAGAAGACCGGCCAACUGAAUGAGAACACCGCCGACUUUAUCCGCCCAUAUGCCAAAAAGUGGCGCGAGAAGUCCAUCUUCCAGGUCCUAUUGCACUACCGGGCGGCUCGCUUCCAGGACUUCGUUAAUCUGUCACAGCAGGUCCACAUCUACAAUCAAAGAAUGGUGGCAGGAUUGAAUAAAUGCACCCGGGCUGUGCCCUUCGAGAGGAUCAACAUGCGCGAGGUGAACUCUUCGCAGCUGGGACCACUGCCAGUGCCCAUGAAGAAAAUGCCCUUCCGGCUGGAUCAGAUUCCCUUCUACGACACCCAGUACAUGGUGGACCCGGCCAACUCCAUCUCCCGCCAGACGUUCCCGAAUCAGCUCCUAACGCAGCACAUGGAAGACGACGAGCCUUGGGACAGUCCUCUGCAGCGCAAUCCAUCGAUGACAUCCUGUGCCCUGACCUACAAUGCAUACAAGAAGGAGCAGGCUUGCCAGACCAACUGGGAUCGCAUGGGCGAGAGCGAUAAUAUCUACAAUCAGGGAUUCUUUCGGGAUCCCCAGCAGCUGAGAAGAAAUCAAAUGCAGAUGAACAUGAACGCAUAUAACAAUGCCUACAACAGCUACAGCAACAACUAUAACAACAGCAACCAGAACUGGGGCGUCCAUCGCUCCGGAUCCAGGCGCAACUCCUUGAAGGGCUAUGCGGCGCCUCCACCUCCUCCACCACCAAUGCCCUCAUCCAACUAUUAUCGCAAUAAUCCCAGCCAGCAGCAGCGCAACUAUCAGCAAAGAUCCUCGUACCCACCAUCGGAUCCAGUGAGGGAACUUCAGAACAUGGCUCGCAACGAGGGAGAUAGCUCUGAGGAUCCACCAUUUAACUUCAAGGCCAUGCUGCGUAAGACAAACUAUCCAAGGGGAGCCGAGAGCAACACCUAUGACUUUAACAAUCGUCGCGGAUCGGACAGUGGUCAGCAGCACACCUUCCAGGCGCCCAAACUAAGAUCGACAGGUCGUCGCUUCCAGGAGGACGAGGGCUACAAUUCAUCAUCGGGAAACUUUGGAGUGUCUAGAAACUUUGGCCAGCAGCAGAGGGCUCCCACAUUGAGGCAAUCCCCUGCCAGCGUGGGUCGCAGCUUUGAAGACAGCAAUGCCAGGUCCUUCGAGGAGGCAGGAUCCUAUGUGGAAGAGGAGAUCGCACCCGGGGUGACACUAUCCGGCUAUGCCGUGGAUAUCUAA